This is a messenger RNA of Grammomys surdaster, 3740 nucleotides long. RefSeq names its product complement C8 alpha chain (gene C8a). Gene Ontology annotation, cellular component: membrane attack complex. Lineage: Eukaryota; Metazoa; Chordata; Mammalia; Rodentia; Muridae. The coding region runs from base 104 to 1873 and encodes 589 amino acids. The transcript is spliced from 11 exons. Gene Ontology annotation, biological process: immune response. The record is from RefSeq and is a predicted model, not a curated record. Gene Ontology annotation, molecular function: protein binding.
CAUCUGGUAGCCAUUUUGAGUUCCAGCCUGGAGAUAUCUAUGGCUUCUAAAGUAGGCUACUCUCUUCUUUUACAUAGACGCUAGAUGGUGACAUCUGGAUGAGAUGUUUGCAGUUGCUUUCUUUGGCUUAUCUUUGAUAGCAUGGCACCCUGGGGUAACCGCACAAGAGAAGGUGAACCAGCGGGCCACCCGAGCUGUGACCCCAGAAGCAGUUGCCUGUCAGUUGAGCAACUGGUCAGAAUGGACAGAUUGUUUUCCAUGUCAGGACAAAAAGUAUCGACACCGGAGUCUCUUGCAGCCAAGCAAGUUCGGAGGAACCAUCUGCAGUGGUGAUAUCUGGGAUGAGGCCAGCUGUUACAGCCCCACACCUUGUCUAAGGCAAGCACAGUGUGGACAGGAUUUCCAGUGUAGAGAGACAGGUCGCUGCCUGAAACGCCACCUGGUAUGUAAUGGAGAUAAGGACUGCCUCGAUGGCUCUGAUGAGGAUGACUGUGAUGAUGCCAGAGUCACUGAGGAUGAUUGCCAACAGUAUGAACCAAUCCCAGGAUCAGAAAGGGCAGCCUUGGGGUACAAUAUCCUGACUCAACAAGAAGCCCAGAGUGUGUAUGAUGCUAAGUAUUAUGGGGGCCAGUGUGAAACUGUGUACAAUGGAGACUGGAGAAGGCUGCAGUAUGACCCCACCUGUGAGCGGCUUUACUAUGGGGACGAUGACAAAUACUUUCGGAAGCCCUACAACUUCCUUAAGUACCACUUUGAAGCCCUGGCAGAUACUUUAAUCUCCUCAGAAUUUUAUGAUGAUGCAAAUGAUCUUUUUUCUAAAAUAAAGAAGGACAAGUCCCAGUCAAAUAGCAUAAGCUUUGGCAUAGGCCCAAUAAAAAAUAUCACAGUAGAGGCGGCUGUAUCCUGGUCCGAUGCAUCUUCAUUCCUGAAGGAGUUAAGCAAGUAUAAUGAGAAGAAAUACAGCUUCAUGAGAGUGUCUACAAAGGUACAGACUGCACAUUUUAAGAUGAGGAGGAACAAUAUUGUGCUGGAUGAAGGAAUGCUGCAGUCCUUAAUGGAGCUCCCAGACCAGUUUAACUAUGGCAUGUAUGCCAAGUUCAUCAAUGACUACGGCACCCACUACAUCACCUCUGGAACCAUGGGUGGCAUUUAUGAAUAUGUUCUAGUGCUUGACAAAGAGAAAAUGGGAAUUUAUGGUGUUACCGUGGAAGAAGUCAAAAAAUGCAUUGGAGGUGGCAUUGGCCUGAAGUUUGAGGAUAACUUAAAUGUCAAAGGAGAUUUAUCAGGAGGGUCUUGUGACGAGUCUGGAGAUGGCAACAUUGACAAAAGGAAGAAGGACUUGGGAGUAAAGGACAUCAUUUCCCGGGUGCAAGGUGGAAGUCCUGGCUGGGGUACUGGCUUGACACACAACAGCAGUGCCAUUACAUACCGGUCCUGGGGGAGAUCAUUAAAGUAUAACCCUGUUGUUAUCGAUUUUGAGAUGCAGCCCAUCUAUCAGCUACUGCGGCACACAAACCUGGGGCCUCUGGAGGCUAAACGUCAGAACCUGCGCAGGGCUUUGGACCAGUACCUGACGGAAUUUAAUGCCUGUCGCUGCGGACCCUGCUUCAACAAUGGGGAACCCAUACUCGAGGGCACCACCUGCCGGUGUCAGUGUAGCAUGGGCCGACAGGGCCCUGCCUGUGAGCGCAGGGUGAUAGAGGAGAUGGAGGUGAUGGAGGGAGCCAAAGCUGAUGGCCGCUGGAGCUGCUGGAGUUCCUGGUCAGAGUGCAGAGGAGGUUCCCAGGAGAUGAGGAGACAGUGCAAUAACCCAGCACCCCAGAAUGGAGGCGCCCCAUGCCGAGGGAAGAGCCUGCAGACCAGGGCCUGCUGAAUACAUCUGGAUGCAAACUGGGAAGGAGGCUGUAGAUGCUGCUACCUGGCCCAGCUGCUGCUUAGGACUGAUUGCUGCUCUGAGUAAAUGCAAACCCACAAAGGCUAUUCUCUUCAUACAUAUUUUUUUCUAGUAACAACCUCAUACUACUCAGCCUCUAUCAAUAACCUGGCUCCAAAGCUGCCUCCUUGUUCCAGGGAGUUGUUACCUGGAACACCUUUACCUCCCAGAACCACCUUUCUAUCUUCUUCUAUUCAGGGAUGCUUAACAAUAAACUGGCUGUGGUUUAGAUACAUCAGAGAACAUUCCUCACAAUUCUGGAGGCAUAAACUGAGAGAUGAAGGUUCCAGCGGGUCUAGGGUCUUGAGAGGCUGUGUUCCAUUUUAUAUAUGUCCCUUUGUUGUGUUGUCACAUGGCAGAGGGGCAGGGAGCCUCUAGGGCCUCUUUAGUAAAGAUACUAGUCCUACUCAUGAGAACUUUGCCUUUAUGACUUUGUCAUCUCUCCAAGUCCAGCCUCUUCUUUGCACACUGGGUAUAGGACUUCCAUGUGGAGAACUUAGAGAGACCCCAACAUUCAGACCUCAGAAUGUCUCCUGUGACUCUCUCCUGGUAAGCCAUCAAAUUUGAAGAUGGAAAGUGGGCUGGUUUUAUUCAGCACGGUAUCUUCAGAUGCCAAAGCUGCGCCUUGCAGACUGCAGGGGAUCUCAUCAGCAAUGGUUGCUGGACAAGUAGACAGACCAAGAGUCAGUUCACAGGUGAGGUCUGCACUGGUCAGCCUUGAAUAGCUGUGGGUGGACUUGGAAGGGUCAAUCAGUAAAGAUCAAUAUCCAUUCCCUGACCAUCCAGAGAAGAGCCAGUCACACCAGCCAGCCUAGUGUUCCUACAUACUCUAAACCAUGUAUAUGUUCAGCACAGUUGACAAGUGACUUAAUCGGGUUUCUAUUGCUAUGAGAAAACAUCACGAGCAAAAGCAACUUGUGGCAAAAGGGGUGAGUUCAGCUUGCAUGCCCCACUCACAGUCUACCAUGAAGGGAAGUCAGAGCAGGAACUAAAGACAGGAAUCUGGAGGCAGAAACUGAAGCAGAGACCAUGGAGGGGUGAUGCUUACCGACUUCCUCUUCAUGUUUUUCUCAGCCUACUCUCUUGUAUCAUCUGGUAUUACCUGCCCAGGGAUGGCAACACCCAGAGUGACCUGGGCCCUCUCACGUCAAUCACUAAUUUUUAAAAAACUGCACUACAGACUUGCUCAGAGGCCAGUCUAGUGGGCUUUUUUCCUUAACUGAAGUUUCCUCUUCCAAAAUGUGUUAAGCUGACAUAGCACUAGCCACAUCAACAUCCCAGGUUCCCAGGUUUGCCCCUGGCUUCUCUUUGAUGUUGGUAGAAUUUGUAGAUAUGAAGCCUUCAGAAACAGAUGGCCAACUGUAUACACGAAAAAGAGGAGACUCUUGGGCACUGGGAAUAAAUUAUUAACAUCAACAUAUGGAGCAUCCAAGUGACUGCUGAGGAAGAACAAGUCGGAGACUGCAGUCUCCACACGUCAUGUAUACAUCAGAGGCAGCAAGCACGGCGUCUAUCUGGACCCGGAUGGACUUUUAAACAGAUCAACAGGGAGGAAACUUUUGAAAAAGAAAUCCAGCCUGAUACAAAGUUUGACAGUGAGAAAAAACAUGGGGAGGGGAACUUGCGGGUGUUUAUGUGUUAUACAUAGGGACUGAGAAAAACAUCAAAAACAAAGAAAGUCAGAUGGAUGAGACCCAUCCCAGUGCCUGUCACAUAGCAAAUUAUUGGCAUCGUCAUUGUUAUUCCCAUUGUUAAAACGUGGUUCAGAGGUUUAUCUAAAUAAACUUGGCUCUCUUCUUGCUUUCUA